AUGGCUGAUUUCUGUAACAAGAUCCUCUUAACCUUGGUUAAUGUUUUUGUGCUGUUGUGCGGCCUGAUGUUGCUUACGUUUACAAUUGUUGCUUUUGGUGAAUCGCCAGCUAUGGAUGGUGUCCUGGGAAAUUCGAAACAAAUUAUAGAAACAGUUUCACGAAUUUUAAACGUAGGUGGGACUCCAGAUGGCAUUUUUUCUCUGACUCUUGUCAUGGGUCUCUCCUUAAUCUUUUUUUCUCUGUGUGGAAUUUUCGGAAGUUUAAGAAACAUUCGGAUACUAUUGCUGAUUUACUGGGUUACUUUACUUUUGGUCAUUAUACUAGAAUUCUCUAUGAUCAUAUACGCGUCGGUCAAACUUAACACCUCGAACGUCUAUGAGAUCAUGAGAAACAACUUGAAAGAAUAUCAUCCUGAAGUAAUUAUGGACAAUCGAACCAUUAUACCUCCGGAACAUAAGCUGUCUCAUACCUGGUACGCUACUCAGUUCCUCAUCCUAGCUGUUGUGCCGCCUUCCUGCUGCGAGAAUGAGACCACCGAAAUCCCGGUUAAUGACAUAGUGUCAUUUUCAUUUUAUGACAACUUGCCAGCGUGCUUAAAGGGAAAUAAAAGGCUUAUAAACGAUCAAGGCUGCGCUGAUGUUGUGACCAGUUACCUGCAUAAUUAUUCUCAGUUCAUCUGCAUAUUCUGCUCUAUUCUGCUGAGCGUUGAGUUGAUGUCCUUGCUGGGAGCAAUCGAUCUUUGGAACUCCGUCAAGCAAGUUAGUCUUUUAUCAAAGAACAAUAUGGACAAAAGGAGGAACAGAGAGUCGGAAAACGUCUAUGAUGGCAGGCAAAAAAUUGCAAAUUCUAAGUUGUCGACGAAUGACCCACAAUCAAAUAAAAGUUCCUUAAUCUCAAGCAUCAGUUCGUAUGACAGAUCCAUUUAA
Messenger RNA from Helobdella robusta, 927 nucleotides. RefSeq lists its product as hypothetical. The coding region runs from base 1 to 927 and encodes 308 amino acids. The transcript has 7 exons. Gene Ontology annotation, cellular component: membrane. NCBI's taxonomy places the organism in Eukaryota, Metazoa, Annelida, Clitellata, Rhynchobdellida, Glossiphoniidae. The record is from RefSeq and is a predicted model, not a curated record.